This is a messenger RNA of Verruconis gallopava, 1572 nucleotides long. RefSeq lists its product as uncharacterized. The coding region runs from base 1 to 1572 and encodes 523 amino acids. Gene Ontology annotation, cellular component: membrane. Gene Ontology annotation, biological process: transmembrane transport. The record is from RefSeq and is a predicted model, not a curated record. The transcript has 5 exons. Lineage: Eukaryota; Fungi; Ascomycota; Dothideomycetes; Venturiales; Sympoventuriaceae. Gene Ontology annotation, molecular function: transmembrane transporter activity.
AUGCUGGAGGAACAAUCUCAUAGAACAAGGAGGAAGGUGGCCGUAGUGGCGGCAACAUUGAUCAGCCUGGCCUGUGGUACAAAUUAUGCAUAUUCAGCAUGGGCCCCACAGUUCGCAGAGCGUAUGCACCUGUCUUCGACGCAAAGCAACCUAAUCGGCUCCAUGGGCAAUAUUGGCAUGUACGCAUCGGGAAUACCACUGGGUUACAUGGUUGACCACAAAGGCCCAAGACCUGGCGUCUUGCUUGGCAGCUUCGCACUGGGGGCAGGAUUCUAUCCCAUCAAAUUGGCAUACGAUGGUGGAGUUGGCUCGAUGAGCGUCUUUAUGCUCUGCUUUUUCUCCUUCUUGACCGGCUUCGGUAGCUGUUCGGCUUUCCAAGCCGCAAUCAAGACAGCCGCUUUGAACUGGCCGUUACAUCGAGGUACUGCUACAGCCUUCCCGCUGGCCGCGUUUGGCCUUAGCGCGGUUUUCUUCACCACAGUUUCACAUAUAUUCCUCGGAGAUGACGUGGGUGAAUAUCUAUUGCUUCUCGCCAUUGGCACCGUUGUUCUUACCUUCACCUCCUUCUUCUUUGUCACUGUUCCCCACGCCGAACAAUAUCGAGCUUUGGCUCAUUCCGAGCCUCGAAUACGGCGAGAUUCGAAUCCGUUGCAAAAGCAACCGGUGUGGAAGGUUGGGAAAGGAUCGCGACUUCAUGAAGAACCAGACCAAGAUGAGGAAGAUCGACAUUCCUCACGCGCUCAGGAGCCUUCUAGCAGCGAAUCUGCUUCUCUGCUCUCAGAUGGCUCCUCGAUCCCUGGAGACAUUCAAGAUUCGAAACCUCUGGAUGAUUCAGGAAUCACUCACUCACAUAGAGCAGAUGUAUCGGGUUUUAUGCUUCUCAGAAAGGUUGAGUUUUACUCCUUAUGGGUCAUGCUCGGCGUACUCACCGGCAUCGGGUUGAUGACGAUCAACAACAUUGGCAACAACGUUCAGGCGUUGUGGUACAAUGACCCAGAUGCCGACACGACGUUUAUCAUGAAGAGGCAGCUGAUGCAUGUCUCUAUAAUAUCUGUCUUUUCCUUCCUUGGCAGAUUGCUGAGCGGUAUUGGCUCUGACGUUCUGGUCAAGCGCCUGCACAUGUCGCGCUUCUGGUGCUUAGUUUGUAGCAGCUGCGUCUUUACGCUUGCGCAGGUCGCUGGGCUCAAUAUCUCUGAUCCGCACUACCUCUGGGUGCUUAGCAGUCUCACUGGCCUCGCGUACGGUGCGCUCUUUGGUGUCUACCCUGCCUUGGUGGCCGACACCUUCGGUGUGACGGGCUUGUCUGUCAACUGGGGAUUUAUGACACUUGCCCCUGUGGUGAUGGGGAACAUCUUCAAUCUUGCGUAUGGUGCGAUUUACGACCGACAUUCUGUACCGCAUGAUCAAGGGCACUUGGUCUGUGAACAAGGGCUGGAGUGCUACAAAGCGGCGUAUCUCUUCACUUUCUUCAGCAGCCUUGUUGGCAUUGUAUGUACAUUGUGGUGUAUUUGGUACGAAGAUUUUGUAAGGGCGAAACGGGAGCAGGAAGCUCUCGGCGAGCAUCAUGCGUAG